This is a messenger RNA of Radiomyces spectabilis, 1629 nucleotides long. RefSeq lists its product as uncharacterized. Lineage: Eukaryota; Fungi; Mucoromycota; Mucoromycetes; Mucorales; Radiomycetaceae. The transcript has 2 exons. Bases 176 to 1450 code for a protein of 424 amino acids. The record is from RefSeq and is a predicted model, not a curated record.
GUUGCCAUGAAAAAAGAGAGUUUCCAAACCCUUCUUUUCAUAUCUCUGUCCUCCCCACUCCUUUCUCUCUCUCUCUCUCUCUCUCAUUUUUUGUUAUCAACUACCGUAAUUUUUCUCUUCUCUUUUUCUAUCCUUUGGCUUCUUUUAUUCAUUUCUCCAACGUGGUAUACUCGUCAUGUCGACGACGUUGUCGUUCACUCAAUCGGAUCCUGUCCCUAUACCCCAUGCCAGCGACCAGUUCUCCUAUAAAGAGCUCAUUAAGCAACUGGCGUCGCAAGCACCGACACCUUACGGAGCCAUUCCGCCUCUGCUGAAAAAACGCAAAGCUAGAAAGAAGAAACAACUAGAAGCGCAGUUGAAAAAUGCAUCUAAACAGCGAACACCAGUGCGCCGCAUGUCCCAUGUAGAGAAUUGGGUCGCCGUCGACAGUAAAGAGAGUCUGCCAGAUGAAGAAGAAUUGGUACGGUCAUCUCCGUUUCUGAAUUUUUUAUCAGCCGAUUUCUUGACCCAAGUGUUACCGCUCCACAUGCCUCCACCAUCGCUCAGUGAUCCAUCGGCAUUUGAUCAACAAGGCGAGUUACUGUCAUUUAUGCAGCGUGACCACUCAAUGCGGGAUAGCCCCAACCGCGAUGCAUUAGCCCCGAUGCCGGUCCCGCGUAUGGACAAACGACUACAAGAGGUGCAAACGGCUGAUGAAGCGCUGGAGGAGGAAGAAGACGACGACGAGGACGAUGAGGACGAGGAUGACGACGAAGAGGACGAUGGAGAAGACGAUGAUAUGGCAAGGUCAUUAAAUCCCGCUCGCACUCGACGUGGACGACGACGAAGAUCGAGUUGGAAGAGCGAAGGUGAAGAUGAAGAAGACGAGGAAAACGAAGAGACUACGCGAAGAAAAAGUUUGAUAGGGCGACGAAGUAUUCCUUCCUUUUCAAAUGCACAAACCCCCUCGACCUCCACCACGACGUCGUAUGCCAUGUCGUCCUCCCCGCCUCACCACAUGGAAACCCACCGUGCCAAAUGGUCCCAGACCAUUGCCCAACUUCGGCGCUCGCUUGUCCAGAGCACGUCGCCACCUACACCCCCACCCUCCUCCUCCUCGUCGUCGAAAAAAGAUGGUUUCAUUCCUAUGCCACCGCCACCGCGUCGUCGGUCCACAUCGAAGCGUCGACGUUCGGAAGCCACGACGCAGCCACGGUUUAAUCCUGACACAAAUACAUACACUAGAGAUACCCGGUCAAACCCUGAUCAUUUACGAAUGAUAUCCGCGGAACUGAAUAUGAUGCGCGCUCACAAACUGUUCAGUCCUCUGAAACCUCGAGGAUUCUUGCCGCGGCGAAAGGAUGCCUUUGUACGCGGAGCUGGACGCCGCCAAUCUCGUUUAAGAUUUGAAGACGCUUCAGAAACCGACGAUCUGAGGAGAAAAAAUGAACUCGUCCGUGUUCCAUUGUAGAACAUAAUGAAUCACUUUUUUUCUUGGUUUUCACGUCUUUUUUUUUUUUUUUAUAUCGCGAUUCAUUUCUGUUCUUUUUUUUUUGCGAGGGGGGAGAGGAGGAAAGAAAUUCUUCCGACCAAGAGACGGCGUCGAUUUCUUCUGUACAUAUCACCACUUUUUUUUUUUUUUUUUUUUUU